Sesamum indicum (sesame) is the source of this 362-nucleotide messenger RNA. RefSeq names its product NADH-ubiquinone oxidoreductase chain 1. The record is from RefSeq and is a predicted model, not a curated record. Gene Ontology annotation, cellular component: membrane; respiratory chain complex I. Gene Ontology annotation, biological process: aerobic respiration. Gene Ontology annotation, molecular function: NADH dehydrogenase activity. NCBI's taxonomy places the organism in Eukaryota, Viridiplantae, Streptophyta, Magnoliopsida, Lamiales, Pedaliaceae.
CUACUAGGAGUAACCUUUUUAGUGCUAGCGGAACGUAAAGUAAUGGCUUUUGUGCAACGUCGAAAGGGUCCUGAUGUAGUGGGGUCGUUUGGGUUGUUACAACCUCUAGCAGAUGGUUUGAAUUUGAUUCUAAAAGAACCUAUUUCACCAAGUAGUGCUAAUUUCUCCCUUUUUAGAAGCCCAGUGGCUACAUUUAUGUUAAGUCUAGUUGAACGGGCCGUUGUACCUUUUGAUAAUGGUAUGGUAUUGUCAGAUCCGAACAUAGGGCUACUUUAUUUGUUUGCCAUAUCUUUGCUAGGUGUUUAUGGAAUUAUUAUAGCAGGUCGGUCUAGUAAUUAGGGGGCGGCCGUUCGGUCGCCUAU